This is a messenger RNA of Thyridium curvatum, 321 nucleotides long. RefSeq lists its product as uncharacterized. The transcript has 2 exons. The record is from RefSeq and is a predicted model, not a curated record. The coding region runs from base 1 to 321 and encodes 106 amino acids. NCBI's taxonomy places the organism in Eukaryota, Fungi, Ascomycota, Sordariomycetes, Thyridiales, Thyridiaceae.
AUGGCGAGUAAUUGCAACCAAACCACGACCGCCGCUGGCACCACGGCGCCUGGUUCCGGCGUGCCCACCUCCGGCGCUACAGCGGGCGCCCCCUCGGCACAUCCGAACACGGGGGAGCGCACCGCUCAGGGCAUCAAGGGUGUCUUUGCCCAAGGACACGGCAUCGGCGAGUCGCUUCGGGGGAACAUCAACUCGGCGAUCGACACCCUCACCGGGGAUCAUACCGAGAAGGCGAAGGACGAGGAAGUGGCUCGGGGCGGUUUUAGGGAAUUUGCCAACAAGGAGUUUGAGAAGAAGGGCACGACGGAUAAGGCAUUGUGA